UUUUAUCUAUUUGUUAAAUGUUUUUAAGUUCAUCUUUAGUUUCCUUAAGCAUAAAUUUAGUAUAAUGGAAUCUGCGUUUGGCUACAUUGAUUUUAAUCAACCAUUGGAUGAAAAUGAUUUAUUAAAACCACCGUCGUCUGGAAUAGAGUAUUUAAAACGCGUUCAAUAUGAAGCUUCAAGAUGCCCUGAGGUUGUUAUAGCAAACAUUCCUAAAUCACUAAUAACACCUGAAUAUGUAGAAUGUAAUCAACGAUCUCAACCAUUAAGUGACGCCCCAAAUCUGAACACUCAGCGAAUGCAAGCUGCUGAUUUUGCUGAAAUGCGUCAGAAAUUAAUUUUUUAUAAAACUCAAACUAGAAAGGUUGUGCCUAUUAGACUCCCUAAAAAACAGAAUCCCCAAACGUGGUGUGCGUUUUGUUUUGGUUUAGAUUUUGUGAAAAAAUGUUAUAAAGGUCGUUUGUCAGAAGACAUUCUUAAUGAUGCAACUCUAGAGACGGGACACGAACCUUUACUAAGUAUAAUAGCUCAGUUUACUCAACCGUUAGCUGUGCAACUUUUAGAGUAUCAGUUGACGUGGUUGGAUUUAUGCGGCUUUUCUACAGAACAAGGUCGAUGGUUAUAUAGUCUAAUGUUAUGUAUUGAUAAACCAACUCCACAAGAUGCUAUGUCUGUAUUAAGAACAAUAGCGCGUAAAUGCUUAAAGAUCAGAAAUUCGUAUAAAGAACAAUCUGAAUUAUUUCCUCAGCUCAAUCUAUUUAUUGUUAUUGUUUCAAAAUAUUUUGGACAAGAAGAUUUGGCACUUUGUUGAAGAUGUAGUAAGAUUUGGCAUUUUGUUGAAUUAAAGUGAAAGUAGUUUUCCUCUUUUA
Hydra vulgaris (swiftwater hydra) is the source of this 866-nucleotide messenger RNA. Its product is annotated as gem-associated protein 2. Gene Ontology annotation, cellular component: spliceosomal complex; SMN complex; nucleus. Gene Ontology annotation, biological process: spliceosomal complex assembly; spliceosomal snRNP assembly. NCBI's taxonomy places the organism in Eukaryota, Metazoa, Cnidaria, Hydrozoa, Anthoathecata, Hydridae. The record is from RefSeq and is a predicted model, not a curated record.